AUGUCCAGUCUCGACGUCACCGCCGAGGGUCUUCCCCCGGAUUGGUAUCUCCCCGCCGUGAUUGGCCGCCGCCCACGGGAUGCCCCGGAGGGGAAAAGCCAGCCAGACGCCCGUUCGGAGCAGCGCAUCGAUCGCCUCGUCAUUCCUGAUUCUUCCCUGCUUUGCGUCCCCGUCGCUCCUCUUGACUCCAGUCCCUGCACUCCCUCACGUCCUCCCAGAGUCCAGAGUCCACAGUCCACAGUCCACAGUUCCUUAUCCGGCCUCGUGCUGUCUUCUCGACUUCUCCCCUCCCCCCUCCCCCGCCUGGAUCUGAUCUACUCCGCUCCUCCGCGGCUACUGUCGCCCCCCGAUCUUGACCGAACGACCGACCACCUCCACUCCACUCCUAACAACAGUAUAUCCUCACCCACGAUCCACCACCACGCUCCUCGACCGCAGCAAAAUACAGAAACGGUCUCUCUGAUCGAGCACACUCUCAACCCUCCAACGGUGCAGCGGCACAACCCAGCCCAUACAUCCAUCGACACAGCGCAACACAUGCCAUACCUACACUCUACACCGUCUCAACCACCCCCCACGACCCGCAACCACCACCUGAUAUCCCUCCUCAUCACCAUGUCCACCAACCGACCCUUUCUCACCAGCAUCCUCGCCGCCUUCCGUACCCAACCAAUCUUGAAAGCCCCAACUGCCGGCUCCCAAUCCGCCAGCGGGGGCCCAUCCUCCACGCUCUCCUCCACGCAAAUCGCCCAAGGCGCGCGAGCCAUCGCCACCAAAGCCACCAACACCGGUGGCAGCAACAGUAACGGCAACAGUGCCAGCAACAAUAACAACGGCAACACCAAUAACACCGACCCACCCUCCUCCUCAACCCACCACUACCACCACCACUCCACAGCCAGCAGAUCCCACUCCCACCACCGCUCCUCCCUCUCCCAGCCUGACCCCUCCUCCACCACGCAACAAUCCACCUCUUCUUCCUCGCCCAUCCCCGCCGCGUCGACCCCCAUCCCCAUCAACAACAGCCACGGCCGUCGACGGCGCGGGAGCGAUAGUUCCAGCGGCUCCGGCGGGUUCUGCGAUGCGCUGGGUCACGAGAAGUGGUAUAUUGGGGGGAGGACGCCUGGGGCGAAGAACGGUUUUAUCGUCUCGGGAUGGUGA
This is a messenger RNA of Aspergillus heteromorphus CBS 117.55, 1161 nucleotides long. RefSeq lists its product as uncharacterized. The transcript has a single exon. Bases 1 to 1161 code for a protein of 386 amino acids. The record is from RefSeq and is a predicted model, not a curated record. Lineage: Eukaryota; Fungi; Ascomycota; Eurotiomycetes; Eurotiales; Aspergillaceae.